CAUAUCUUAUCGAAGCCUUUUCAGUUUCUCAAUUCAUUUGAAAUCUUCCUUCUUUGUGUUCUCAUAUAGAAAUCUUGAAACUAUGGGUUUCCGGUUGCCUGGUACCAUACAUGCUAAGAAAACCCAAGUACCGUCAAAGUCCUUAGAUGUCCCUAAAGGCUAUUUUGCAGUCUAUGUUGGGGAGAGUCAGAAGAAGCGGUUUGUGAUUCCACUAUCAUACUUGAACCAGUCCUCUUUGUUAACUGUGAUAUUAAACAGUUAGUAAAUCAGGUGUGCAAGGCACGUGGGUUGUUAGUAGAAUUAGUUAGACAGUUAGAUUAGUUAUACGGGUAAGCUUUGCAUAAACUGAUAUAAAGUGUAACAGUGCUGGUGAAUGUGGUUAAGCAAUACAGAAAUCAGAAUUUACAAUUUUCUUUCUGUUUCUAUUUCCUUCCCCUUCUUCUUCUUUAGAUAUCGUCUUCACUUCUCUCUGAAUAUGUUUGUUCACAUGGUAUCAGAGCCCUCAGUGGCUUUCGCAUAAUCAAUCGAUCCGAUCCGCGCUUUCUCUGCCUUUCAAUUCCAACUCCGUUCCCAUGAUUCUCUGAUUCUCAUCUCAGUUCCAAUUCUAUGAUUCUCUGAUUCUCUUCCCAAUUUUCUCCUCCCUCAAAUUCGUUUCUGGGGCUUCCUCUGAUUCUCUUUCUUUCUUCCUCCCUGAUUCAUCAUGGCUUCUUCUUCCUCCGUCAAGAUUGACGGCCUGCUUAGUAUGGUUACCAUUCGUCUCAGCGACAACAAUUUCCUGAAAUGGAGUUUUCAAUUGGAGUCUGUGUUGCAAGGGUAUGAGCUUUUUGGGUAUUUUGAUGGCUCCAUAGUUCAGCCUCCGAAAUAUGCAAUCUUGGACGAAGAGGGGGUAACUUCUCAAGUCACAGCAGGUUACAAGGAAUGGCUAAAGACUGACAAGGCUCUCCUCAGCCUGCUCAUUGCCACUCUGACGGAUGAAGCUUUGGAAUAUGUCAUCGGAACGAAGACGGCUCGAGAGGCCUGGCUUAAUUUGGUGGACCGUUAUGCCUCUGUUUCACGUGCCCGCAUCAAUCACUUGAAGACCGAGCUUCAAACCGCUCAAAAAGGGGGGGACUCUAUUGAGAGAUUUCUUCUUCGGUUAAAACAUAUUCGGGAUCAGCUUGCUCAAGCAGGUGUGAAGGUCUCAGAUGACGACUUCAUGAUUGCUGCCCUCAAUGGGCUGCCUCCUGAAUAUGACAUGAUCAAGACUGUCUUGAUUGCCAGAGAUUCCUCCAUUUCUCUGAAGGACUUCAGGGCUCAAUUGCUUGCCGCUGAACAAACUGCAGAGGCAAGAAUUUUGACCCACUCUGCUAUGCUUACUUCUCACCAUCCAGCUACUGGAUAUCAUUCGGUGGUUGCUUCUCCCAGUGGGUAUGCUCCUCCUUUUCUACGAAUACAGGUUUACUGCCGAUUCCUUCUAGUUCAACAGUUGCUUGUUAUGCAUCUAAUGCUCAUAAUCAGUUUCAUAGCUCACGUGGUGUAUCUGGGCCGAGUGGUUCUCUGAUGUCCAAUAGUUCUAAUGGUUUUGGUAGAGGAAAGUUUUCUACUGGAGGAUUUGGCAAACCAGCAUCUGCAUCCUCUCAGUCGGGCCCCAAAUUUGGGUCUAACUCGUUUCAUAGGAGCAAUAUUGUCCCUGAAUGUCAGAUUUGUUGCAAGCGGGGUCAUACUGCUGCAAAUUGUUAUUUUAGGCAUGAUACCUCUACAGCUCAGGGCUCUGCCCAAGUGAUUGAAUGCCAGAUCUAUGGAAAAAGGGGGCAUGGAGCUCUUGAUUGCUACCAGCGUUCCAAUUACUCCUAUCAGGGACAACCUCCUUCUCCUAAGAUCUCCGCUAUGACUGCACAGAGCACUUAUACCCCUAAUCAAGUCUGGAUUGCAGAUAGUGGUGCAUCUCAUCACAUGGUUGCUGACGUCUCCUCAUUGCAUCAUGUUACUCCCUGUGAAUCUGCAGAACAUGUUACAGUGGGAAAUGGUGAAGGACAAACGAACCAGGAAAAUUCUGCUUCGAGGACUGAGCCAUAAUGGUAUCUACCCCAUCCCAUGUACACUGCCGUUACAGUCCAAGGCAGUGGCAUUUCUUGGACAGAGAGUCAGUUCCUCCUUGUGGCAUCGAAGACUUGGUCAUCCCUCCAAUGACAUCGUCAAAUUGAUGCUUCAGAAUUCACAGUUAGAGUCUCUAAAUGAUGAUUCAAGAGUGAUUUGCUCUUCUUGCCUUCAUGGGAAAAUGCACAAGCUGCCAUUUACAGAUACUCAUAUUAAAUCUAGGAUUCCUUUUUCUAGAAUCCAUAGUGAUGUAUGGGGACCUUCCCAUUUCAAGUCUCUAGAUGGCUAUAGGUACUUUGUAUCUUUUCUGGAUGAGUGUACUGGUUACUUGUGGCUUUUUCCACUAUUCAAUAAAUCAGAGGUGUUUUCUAAGGUUCUUCA
Molecule: messenger RNA, 2457 nt
Organism: Prunus persica (peach)
Lineage: Eukaryota; Viridiplantae; Streptophyta; Magnoliopsida; Rosales; Rosaceae
Exons: 2
Coding region: 701-1540 (279 amino acids)
Source: RefSeq, a predicted model, not a curated record